AUGCCAGGCGCCGGGCAGGGCACGAUGGAUGCGCCCCGGCGACGCACCUUCUUUUCCUGGGGCGCUGGGUCGAGCCUGCACAUCCUCGAGACCUCCCCGCAGCACCAGGAGCCCGUCGCCACUAUAUACCAAUGGCCAGGGCAGGAUCCGCUCCAGAGGAAGCUCGGGAACGACGCGCUGGUGCUGUACGAGCAGGGGGCAGCGCAGGCGCCCGGAGGCGGCCCCAGCGGGCUAUCCGACCCCCAGCAGGCCGCGCAGGCGAUGGAGUACGCCGCGGGGAUCGAGGCGUGCAUGGACGUCGGGCAUCUGCCCGCCACGGACGCCGAGCUCGACGUGCUUCGGCUGCGUGCCGCUUGGAGCCUCGUGUCGAUUUUCUUCGUGGGUAGUUGGCGGCACCAGGGGCGGGUCGUGGAGCCGGUCGUGGAGUGGCUGCGGAAACACUUCGCCGCGGUCUGCAGCCCGCAAAGCGCGUCCUUGGAGCUGGAGGUGGAGUUCCCUCUGAUCAUCGAGGCGGUGCAGAGCGGAGCCAUCCCCGAGGAGCGCCCCGAGUACUGGAAGUCCGUGCGCACCGCGGUGGCCCUCGGGUGGCAGGCAAUGGCCGACGAGCUUCUGGCGUCGCACUCUGCGUUCCUGAAGAGCCGACACGGCGACGAGGGCGCCACCUCCGACGCCCAGGCCCUCGACGCCGUCCGAACAGCCAUCCUCCGGAUGCCGCGGCUCUCCGUGGGGCCCGAGGGCAGCGCCUCUGGCCGUGCCACCUCCGCUGAGGAGCUCCAGGGGCAGCUCACUGGCUGGACGACCGUCCUCCAGGACCUCCACGGCGCGCGCGACCUCUGGGAGCAGUGCUCGGGCGACGUCGUCGUCCACCUGCGCGCCAUCAUCGGCAUGCUUCUCGGCUCGCAAGACAUCGAGGGUGCAGUCUCCGACCCGCUGGAGGUCCUCGCCGCAACGCUGCUCCACCGCAACCCGCUCGCGAUGUCGCACGAGAUCGCCGGGUGGCUCCGCCGCUGCGGCGGCGACGACGGCGACGAAUGCGCGUGGGCGCGGCACCUGCUCGACGCGUGCGCGUCAGGGGAGCGCGAGCAGGUCCUGCGGCUCUGCAGCGAACGCCCGGGGAGCGAGUGGCUCAUGGUGCACGUGUUCCCGCUCCUGCGCGGCUCCGGAGCGAGCAAGGCGCUCUCCCGGGAGAUUGCCGGCCCGUCGCGGUGCACGCAAGAAGAGCUGUUUGUGUUGCGGCUCGUGCGCGCACAGGCGGCCGCGGGGCAGUGGGCGGCCGCGGCGCGGUACCUGCUGCGGUGCCCCGUGCACGGACGGGACGCCACGCUCGCGGUGAUGCGCCUCGUCCCGGCGCGGGCGGUGCAGCGGAGCGCCGUGCUCGCACGGACGUUGGCAGCGCACUGCCGCGCGCACGGCCUCCCGGAGGCCGCGCAGGUCCUCGGGCGGACGCUCGCGGUCGCAGGGGUGCUGCGCGGCGCCGCCGGGGACGCCGUGGAGGCCAUGGUGGACAGCCAGGACGCCGAGCUGUUCUUAUGCGUUGUUCUGCGUCCGCUGCUGUCGAGGGCGGCGGGCGGGGCGCAGGACCGGGCGCUGCUGGCGUCGAUCAGGGAGAUCGACUGGGCGUUGCGGAGCGCGCUGGCGUGGCGCGGGGUCGCAGAGGGGGGGGAGUUUGGGCCCGCGGCGGCGGAGGCGGCGGCGGCGCUGAGGGGGUUCAGGGAGCUCGUGGAGAGCGCGGAGCAGCUCGGCGCGGGCGCCGGGGCGGCGCAGAAGGAGGCGGCGGCGCGGGCGCUGGUGGCUGCGCUGCAGGCGGGGUCGGGGAGGGGGGUCGGGCUGACAGGGGCGGUGGCGGGGGUGUUGCCGCGGCUGAAGGGGGUGUUUGGAGCGGAGGGCGGGGCGGGGGCGCUGGGGAUGCGGCAGUUGCGGGAAGUGAUGCGGGCGGUGGAGGAGGAGGCGGUGCGGGAGGGCGGCGCGGCGGUGGACGUCGGGACGCGUAUGGCGCUCGCGGAAGGGCUUGUGCGGUCGCAUAUGAAGGCGGAGCGCGAGGCGCACGCGAGCUAG
Molecule: messenger RNA, 2055 nt
Organism: Pedinophyceae sp. YPF-701
Lineage: Eukaryota; Viridiplantae; Chlorophyta; Pedinophyceae
Source: the annotation of a GenBank genome assembly